Messenger RNA from Condylura cristata (star-nosed mole), 630 nucleotides. It is a transcript of the gene HAND1, whose product is annotated as heart and neural crest derivatives expressed 1. The transcript has 2 exons. The coding region runs from base 1 to 630 and encodes 209 amino acids. Gene Ontology annotation, biological process: regulation of transcription by RNA polymerase II; heart development. Gene Ontology annotation, molecular function: RNA polymerase II transcription regulatory region sequence-specific DNA binding; DNA-binding transcription factor activity, RNA polymerase II-specific; protein dimerization activity. NCBI's taxonomy places the organism in Eukaryota, Metazoa, Chordata, Mammalia, Eulipotyphla, Talpidae. The record is from RefSeq and is a predicted model, not a curated record.
AUGAACCUCGUGGGCAGCUACGCGCACCACCACCACCACCACCACCCGCACCCCGCGCACCCCAUGCUCCACGAGCCCUUCCUCUUCGGGCCGGCCCCGCGCUGUCACCAGGAGCGGCCCUACUUCCAGAGCUGGCUGCUCAGCCCCGCCGACGCGGCCCCGGACUUCGCCGCCGGCGGGCCACCCCCCGCCGCCUACGGCCCCGACUCCCGGCCGGGCCAGAGCCCGGGGCGGCUGGAGGCGCUGGGGGGCCGCCUGGGCCGGCGGAAAGGCUCGGGCCCCAAGAAGGAGCGGAGGCGCACGGAGAGCAUCAACAGCGCGUUCGCGGAGCUGCGCGAGUGCAUCCCCAACGUGCCGGCCGACACCAAGCUCUCCAAGAUCAAGACGCUGCGCCUGGCCACCAGCUACAUCGCCUACCUGAUGGACGUGCUGGCCAAGGACGCGCCGGCCGGCGACCCCGAGGCGUUCAAGGCCGAACUCAAGAAGGCCGACGGCGGCCGCGAGAGCAAGCGGAGAAGAGAGCCGCCGCAGCAUGAAGGCUUCCCUCCUGCCCUGGGCCCCGGCGAGAAGAGGAUUAAGGGGCGCACCGGCUGGCCGCAGCAAGUCUGGGCGCUGGAGUUAAACCAGUGA